Yarrowia lipolytica CLIB122 is the source of this 3630-nucleotide messenger RNA. RefSeq lists its product as uncharacterized. Gene Ontology annotation, biological process: copper ion homeostasis; monoatomic cation transport. Gene Ontology annotation, molecular function: P-type divalent copper transporter activity; copper ion binding; ATP binding. Gene Ontology annotation, cellular component: membrane. The record is from RefSeq and is a predicted model, not a curated record. Lineage: Eukaryota; Fungi; Ascomycota; Dipodascomycetes; Dipodascales.
AUGGAUUCCUACGUCUUUGAAGUUUCGAACCUGCACUGUUCGAGUUGCGAAACGUCGGUCAAGGAGGCUCUGGCUCCCGUGAUUCCCCCUUCUUGGCAGGUGUUCGUGUCUGUGGCUGAAGGAAAAGUCACCCUGGUCCCUGAUGAAGGCAAGCUCGACUCCAAGGGUAUCAGACGAGUGGUCGACCGGCUGCUCGCGUCUGGAUACGAUGUGGAGGACAUGAACGUGGACGAGAUUGUGGCCAAACCUGGCUGGUUCAGACAGUUCAAGAGUGCGCUGUUCGAUGGAGGACAGAAGGAGAAACGACACAAGAAACACUGCGAAUCGUGCCGCGAUGAGAAACACAAGGAAUCAGAAGACUCAGAUGAAGCACCUACAAUCAUCGGAGAGAACUCCCCCGCCACAGCUACCGAGUUCAAGACCACAUUUGCCAUUGGUGGCAUGUCUUGUGUCUCGUGUUCUAACCAAAUCACCGAGACUGUCAAGGCUCAGUUUCCAUCGCUCGAUACUUUUGCCGUCGACCUGAUGAACAAAUCCGCUGUGGUCAUUAUCAACAACAAAACCACCGCCACAAAGAUCCAGGAGUGCAUUCGUGGAAUGGGCUACAUGUGUGAUCUUGUCGAGAUGGCUCCUGUGAAGAGCACCAAGGCAUACAAGGUGACUGCUAGUAUUGGAGGUAUGACUUGUGCUGCCUGCGUCAACCAAAUUGUUGCAGCAGUUCAGGACAUUGAGGGUGUGGACUGUGUCACUGUUUCCCUCAUGUCCAAUAGUGCUGACAUCAUCAUUGCUGACAAGAAAUGGCUUCCCAAGGUUGUUGAAGCCAUCGAGGACUCUGGAUAUGACUGUGACAUCCAUGCUGUCGAAGAUACCGAAUCCAAGCGUGUCGAGGAGAUGACUCGAACUGUCAACCUGGCUAUCGACGGCAUGUUCUGUGACCACUGUCCUGACAACAUUAACAAUGCACUGUCUUCAUAUGGCCAAGCUAUGGUUGUUGAUGAUCCCGUUGCUCUCGAUCAUCCUUUUGUCAAGUUCACAUACAAGCCUGAGCUCCCCAACGUUACUAUUCGACACAUUAUCCGAAAGGUGCAAGACCUUUCUCCUCAGUUCACCCUGUCUAUCGUGCACCCCAUGACUCUCGAGGAACGAUCAGCCAAGCUCCAGAAGCACGAGCAGGUGCGUCUAUUCUUCCGACUGGCACUUUCUGUUGCUGUGGCCAUUCCUACAUUCAUUCUUGGUAUUGUCGGCAUGUCUCUGCUCAAGAAGGACCACCCCUUCCGAAUGUACAUCGAUGAAUCUGCCUGGGCUGGCAGUGCAUCCCGAGUCACAUGGGCUCUCCUGAUUCUCGCUACUCCCAUUUACUUCUUUGCCGCUGAUGUCUUUCAUAUCAAGGCAGUGAAGGAGAUUAGAAACCUGUGGCGCCCUGGAGUGUCUUGGAAGCGACGGUUCUUCAAGUUUGGAUCCAUGGACAUGCUGAUGAGUCUCGGUGUCAACGUUUCCUACUGGACUUCACUUGCCCUUCUGAUUCUGGCAGCCAAGUCCCCCAACAGAGAAGAACAUGGUAAGGGGGACGAGGAGAUGGGCUACCAUACCACCUUCUUUGACUCUGUCGUGUUCCUGACCAUGUUCUUGCUUAUCGGUCGAUGUCUAGAGGCCUACUCUAAGGCCCGAGCUGCUUCUGCAAUCUCCCUGUUAUCUGAUCUGCGUCCUAAGGAAGCCAUCCUUGUGUUCGCUGAAGACGGAGCCCUGGCUAAAGAGAAGGUCGACUUUGAAGAGGGCAAGAUGGAGAGUGAUGAAGAGGAGGAGGAGCAUACUACCUACUCUGGUGACGACAAAGUCUCCGUUGACUAUCUUGAGAUUGGUGACUACAUUCGUGUUCUUCCAGGAAUGACUCCACCCACCGACUGUAUUGUCGUCCAGGGUGGCUCUACCUUCGAUGAGUCUGCUCUAACAGGUGAAAGUCGACCCGUUCGUCAUGGCCAGGGUGACCAGAUCUUUGCUGGUACCGUCAAUAACGGCUCUGGUUCUCUGAUUGCAAAGGUCAUGGCUCUGGAGGGAGGCUCUCUUCUGGACCAGAUUGUCAAUGUUGUCCGAGAGGGUCAGCUUCACCGAGCACCCAUUGAGAGAGUUGCUGACAGACUGACGUCUGUAUUUGUUCCCAUUGUCACUUCUCUCGCCAUCAUCACCUGGAUCAUUUGGCUUGCUCUUGGCACCACCGGUUCUCUUCCUCCCCACUACCUCGACAUUGAUCUCGGAGGAUGGGUUGUCUGGUCACUUCAAUUCGCCAUCUCUGUCUUUGUUGUUGCCUGCCCUUGUGGUAUUGGUCUUGCUGCUCCGACUGCUCUUUUUGUGGGCACUGGACUAGCUGCCAAAUACGGUAUUCUUGCACGAGGUGGAGGAGAGGCCUUCCAGGAGGGAGCCAAAGUCGAUGUUGUUUGUUUUGAUAAGACCGGAACCCUGACUGAAGGAGGAGAGCCUAAGAUCACCGACGAGAAGGUGAUUUCAUACGACACCAAGGAGAUCUUCUUCCUAGCUAAGCUCAUUGAGCAGCAGUCUGGCCACCCUCUGGCUGUUGCUGUUGUCAACCACGUAACCGACAUGAACAUUGAGCUUCCGGGAUACUCAGUUACAGUUGAAGAGGUUCCCGGUAAGGGUCUCAAGGGUUCUCUUUCUGUUCCCAAGACUUCUUCUCUUGGCCAGGCUGGUGUCACUGAGUUCUUGUUCGGAAAUGAGCGUCUUAUUGAGGAGAACAACGCCGCCAUCUCCAAUGAAGACGCUGCCCUGUUGCAUCGAUGGAAGACCGAGGGAAAGUCUGUCAUGCUGAUGGCUCUUAGACCGGACGGGGGUAACUUUGCUCUGGCUCUCAUUAUCUCUGCGGAGGACAAGAUUCGACCCGAGACUCCCUCGGUUCUCAAGGCUCUUCAGGAGCAGAACAUCCAGACCUGGAUGAUCUCUGGAGACAACCAGAUCACCGCCAAUGCUGUCGCUGCUCGUAUCGGAAUUCCUGCCGACAAUGUCAUUGGUGGAGUGUUGCCUCAGGAAAAGGCAGCUAAGGUCCAGUGGCUCCAGAAGACUGCCGUUUCAGCCCGUUCUGGCAAAUCAACCGGUCGAGCUAUCGUUGCCAUGGUUGGAGACGGUGUCAAUGAUGCCCCUUCUCUGUCUACUGCAGACGUCGGUAUUGCUAUUGGCUCUGGAGCUGAUAUCGCCAUGUCGUCGGCCAAGUUUGUCCUGAUGCGAUCGGAACUGACUUCGGUUCUUACUCUCUUUGAUCUCUCCCGUGCCAUCUUCCGACGAAUCAAACUCAACUUUGCCUGGGCUCUGGUCUACAACUGCAUUGGUAUUCCUGUUGCAGCUGGUGUCAUCUACCCUUAUAACAACUCUCGUCUGGAUCCUGUGUGGGCCUCUCUGGCUAUGGCUCUGUCUUCCGUCUCGGUCAUUUGCUCAUCUCUGCUUCUCAGACUGUACAGACCCCCCAAGGUCCAGUUCGACGCUGAGGUUGGUGAUGAAGGCGAGAGUAUCAAGAGUGUCCACACCAACCGAAAGUGGAAGCGCCGACUGGCCAAGAUUAAGAACGUGAAGAAGCUCAAGAACGCCGGAAAGCGACUGGAGACUAUCGAGGUUGUGGAAGAGUGA